Clarias gariepinus (North African catfish) is the source of this 984-nucleotide messenger RNA. RefSeq names its product RNA polymerase II, I and III subunit E, a (gene polr2ea). Gene Ontology annotation, cellular component: RNA polymerase II, core complex; RNA polymerase I complex; RNA polymerase III complex. The transcript has 8 exons. Gene Ontology annotation, molecular function: DNA-directed RNA polymerase activity; DNA binding. The record is from RefSeq and is a predicted model, not a curated record. Lineage: Eukaryota; Metazoa; Chordata; Actinopteri; Siluriformes; Clariidae. Gene Ontology annotation, biological process: DNA-templated transcription. Bases 131 to 763 code for a protein of 210 amino acids.
ACUUACCGGAAGUGAUUUUUGUUUCACUCGAAAAAGUGGGUGAUUAUCUCCCGCUGUAAAACACACGCAAAUUAAAUAUAAUAAUAGGUAAUAAUAAUAAAAAUAAUAAUAGUUAAUUAUUUAAAGCACUAUGGAUGAUGAAGAGGAGACUUACCGCCUGUGGAAGAUCCGGAAGACGAUAAUGCAGCUCUGUCACGAUCGGGGUUACUUGGUGACCCAGGAUGAGUUGGAUCAGACGCUUGACGAGUUUAAAAGCCAGUUCGGGGACAAACCGAGCGAGGGCCGUCCUCGCCGGACGGAUCUCACGGUGCUCGUGGCUCACAAUGACGAUCCCACUGACCAGAUGUUCGUCUUCUUCCCGGAGGAGCCCAAGGUGGGAAUUAAAACCAUUAAAAUGUACUGCCAGCGCAUGCAGGAGGAGAACAUCACCCGUGCUAUUAUUGUGGUCCAGAUGGGCAUGACACCUUCUGCUAAACAGUCGCUGGUGGACAUGGCACCGAAGUACAUCCUGGAACAGUUCCUACAGCAAGAGCUGCUCAUCAACAUCACAGAGCACGAGCUGGUCCCUGAGCACAUCGUGAUGACAAAGGAGGAAGUGACGGAGCUCUUAGCAAGAUAUAAACUCAAGGAGAGCCAGUUACCCAGGAUUCAGGCUGGAGACCCAGUGGCUCGAUAUUUCGGCCUGAAAAGGGGCCAGGUGGUGAAGAUCAUCCGGCCGAGUGAGACUGCAGGCCGUUAUAUAACCUACAGGCUUGUACAGUGAAGCUGCAGCGAUUAAGAUCAUCUCUUCUUCGAGGAGGUGUUGCUCGAAGUAUAGGUGUGACUUGUGACAUUUAAUCUCAAUAACAGUGUGAACAACUCGGUAACUUUAUUCUCAGUAGUAGUUUUGGGACAAAUGUACAUUCAUUUCAUUUACAAUUAAAUUGUGGUUGUAAUAAUUGCUAAAUAUUAAACAUGUUUUUGUAAUAAAGUUUCUCAAUUUUA